Molecule: messenger RNA, 1242 nt
Organism: Mytilinidion resinicola
Lineage: Eukaryota; Fungi; Ascomycota; Dothideomycetes; Mytilinidiales; Mytilinidiaceae
Exons: 2
Coding region: 88-864 (258 amino acids)
Biological process (GO): protein targeting to vacuole; protein targeting to membrane; ubiquitin-dependent protein catabolic process via the multivesicular body sorting pathway
Cellular component (GO): ESCRT I complex
Source: RefSeq, a predicted model, not a curated record
CAUGUCAGAUGUUUAUGAUGCCGCCCCAAAACAUUCCCGCAGAUCGUGUUUCAUCAUUAGUCAAGGCUCUCUGACCGCAUAGCCGCCAUGUCAUACCAUUCCCCGCGUCAGUCGCAGACGCAGUUUCAGUUCAACCCCUCCCCCCCGCCGCCGCCUCCCCCGAAACCGUCAGCCCACUCCAGCGGACAGGCAACUUCACAGCCUCCGCUCCCUCCUCUGCCGCCUGGCCAGCAGUACUAUGAUCAGCAGCAGCCACCUCAGCAGUAUCCCCAAGGCCAUUCUCAGCAGGACGCCAAUGAACAGAAUGGCGUACCACUGCCCGAGGACGGCUGGCUACCUGAUAUCAUAAAAGACAAGACGACUGUCGAUCUGCACCACAUCUUGCAGAAUCCCGAUCUACAGCAUGCCAUACUCCACAACCCCCAGACCACACACCCCUUGCUUCCAGCCUCGACCGCGCCGCUGCAAAGCCUCCUUUCAGCCAAUCUAGCCCUUGCGGAUUCCUUGAAAGCGUUGGAGUCACACCUCCAGCAUCAGCGUCAGAGCACACAGUCCCGCCUCCUGUCACUGCGCGCGCUAGAACGCCAAUGGCAGGCCAAGCAAGGUGAACAGGACGCUGCGCUGCGGGAAUUUAGUCCACCAGCGCUAUAUCAGCGUCUUAGCGCCGCAGUGGGAGAGCAGGAAGCGCUGUGUCGAGGAUUGGAAGAGAGCUUCCUGGACGGCGAAGCCGGCAGUGGCGCCCUAGCGAGCGAAAGAGAAGUGGCGGAGUUCGUAAGGCGGCUGAAAGAGAGUCGCAAGGUUGCCUACUUAAGAACAGAAAGAAAGGAGAGGUGGGAUGCUGGGAGAGUGGGUGGCUGGAGGUGAAACCUGACACUUUGAAGCAUGAAGACUUCCUGCAGAGUUGUGUUUCAACUAUCUACGCCAUACCAUUUCGACGAAGUUGUAUUGCAUGGUAUAAUCUCGACUUAGACCUGAAGGCUAUAAAGGAGUAUACAAGGGAAAGACAGCCACAUCUGUCCGCACGGACGAUGUGCCGAUGCAUCUCAUGAUAGAGAGCUUACUAAAGCCACAAAGCACCGCACAAGGUCUUGAGUAAAAGGGGAGAAGUUAGAGAGCAUGCAUCAACGCUGCGUAUCCGUUGAGUAAGGAGCUGGGCUCUAUCAUCCUCUCAAGAUCUCACUCAAGAACGGGCUUCUGGAUCCUGUUGGAACUAUGCAAGAGGUGUGAUUCAAAUCUCAUAGC